Molecule: messenger RNA, 1648 nt
Organism: Myxocyprinus asiaticus (Chinese sucker)
Lineage: Eukaryota; Metazoa; Chordata; Actinopteri; Cypriniformes; Catostomidae
Gene: rx2
Product: retinal homeobox gene 2
Exons: 4
Coding region: 319-1311 (330 amino acids)
Biological process (GO): positive regulation of transcription by RNA polymerase II
Molecular function (GO): RNA polymerase II cis-regulatory region sequence-specific DNA binding; DNA-binding transcription factor activity, RNA polymerase II-specific
Source: RefSeq, a predicted model, not a curated record
CUGAGUGCCUCGGAAUUUAAUAUCACUUUUGGGACUUUGAGAAUGAAAUAGUCGUUAAUGGUAUUUUUAUAGUCUGCACCAUCUAAACAAAGUGCACUCUGGGUGUAAAGUUGUGGUCUGUGAUUUGCUGGGAUGUUUGGAGGCGACGACCAGCCUGUGCGAUUCUGAUGACUCAAGAAGUUGACACAAAAGGCCUUUGAAGAAAGGAAUUUUUACGUUGUGACGGGCUUCUUGGAACCUUGUUACGGAACCUGUUCCACUUUUGGGCAUAAUUUGAAUGCUGUUUCUCCAAGGAGACUUGCCGAAAGAGCGGAUUGGAUGCUUUUGUCACCGGACACAAUGAAUAUGGUGGAUGAUGGCUGCCUGUCAAUGGACACCUACCAUGACCUGGGUAAAGGUGGGGCAUCGGGCAUGGGUGGCCGUGUCCACAGCAUCGAUGUUAUUCUGGGCUUCAGCAAAGACCAGGACCCUCUUCUCAAUCCGGUGGGGCCCGUUGGCACACACAAAGUGGACGGACAUGACCUGGGAGAACAGGAGAAACAUGUGACCUCUGACCCCUACAGUCACCUGCAAAGUGUCCCUGACAACUCACAGCCAUCGGCCUAUCACGAUACUGCCGGGCUUUUCUCCACGGAUAAGUGUGAAGCAGAUUUGGGAGACCCACGGAGUGCCAUGGAGAGUGACAGCCGUUCACCGGACCCCCCUGACGAGGAUCAACCGAAGAAAAAACACAGACGAAACAGAACCACCUUCACGACCUAUCAGUUACACGAGCUAGAACGUGCUUUCGAGAAAUCUCACUACCCUGACGUGUACAGUCGAGAGGAGUUGGCUAUGAAAGUCAAUCUCCCAGAAGUUCGAGUUCAGGUGUGGUUCCAGAAUCGACGUGCAAAAUGGCGGCGACAGGAGAAGAUAGACACUGGCACUAUGAAGCUCCAUGACUCACCCAUGUUGUCCUUUAAUCGACCGCCCAUGCCUUCAAACAUAGGGCCCAUGAGUAAUUCCCUCCCCCUGGACCCUUGGUUGUCUUCUUCGCUCUCCAGUGCCACGCCCAUGCACAGCAUUCCAGGCUUCAUGGGACCGGGCCAAGGCCUCCAGCCCGCCUAUCCAAGUCACCCUGGGUUCCUGAACUCCUCCCCGGGCAUGGUCCAGGGAAUGCAACCCAUGCCACAACCUCCUUACCAGUGUCCCCCGAUGUUUAAUGACAAGUACCCAUUGGAAGACGUGGACCGCAGCUCCAGUAUCGCAGCAUUGAGGAUGAAGGCCAAGGAACACAUUCAGUCCAUGGACAAAACCUGGCAACCCAUGUAGUGGGGAAACAUUGAACUCUACAAUGUUUUACUGGGAUCUUAGAAGUAUAAGCAUUUUUACAAGUGAUUCACUUGGCAAACGCUUUAUCCAAAGCGACUUCCAGUUUAUUCAAGGUUUACACUUUAUCACUCCAUGCAUUUCCUGGGAAUCUUGGCAUUGAGCUACAAGAACAAGUUCAUCAGAUCCGAAUAAUUUCAGAUUAGUACAAGGGUUCACCCAAAUGCCAUAGAUGAGAACUGGCAACGCAAAGAACAUCAGCAUCCUAUUGACGUCAAAAUAGCCUGGCCAAGAAAACGUGUCAUUUUAAAGUAACAGUUCACCCAAAAAUGAAAAUUCU